Molecule: messenger RNA, 249 nt
Organism: Clunio marinus
Lineage: Eukaryota; Metazoa; Arthropoda; Insecta; Diptera; Chironomidae
Source: the annotation of a GenBank genome assembly
AUGGAACCAAUUAAAAAGUGUUUAUUAAUUAGGAACGUUUCGAACAAUUUUCAUUCUCAAUUCGAUUCAACAAGCCUUACAUUGAAAUUCAGGAUUGAUUUUUAUAGAGUCGUUGUUUUAUUACUAAAUAAAGAUUCAAAGUUCUCAGUAAAUAAUCAUGCCGAAGAUAAAUAUCAUCAAGGAAUUUGUUUUCUAAAAUCUUGCGUUUCUGAUGCUUGCCAAAAGCACUCACGUAAAGAUGAAAACUGA